GUUACGCGACGCAAACGUCGCUGGUCGGUUUUAUGGAUAAAAGGAGAUCAGUACCGCGGGAUGCUUGGUGUACCGUGGAUGCAUUCAGGAUGAUGUCGCGGCUAGAUCGUCUCCUCGUCCUUCUCGCUCUUCUCUGCGUGGUCGGUGUCGCUCGUGCGAUUUACGACCCUAGAGAAGCCACAACAAAGCCACCGAAACGACGGGAACCAGUGCUUCCCUGGUACACGCCCGAAAAUGACGACAUCGAGUCGAGCGAGGAUCCAUCGCGUUCUCCAAAAUGGCAGACCGAUCCAGACAAUCCCGUACCUAGAAAACCGACCGUGGUGAACUCUGAGCAGAUGACCUGGAGUCCUUGGAGGACAAAUCCUGACAGCGGAAUCGAGCAAAGAACGGAAAUCACGGACGACAGUCAGUCCCACAUAAACUUCGACAAAGAUCGAGAUUACUCUUUGGAGUACAGUCAAUUCGAACAACAAGAAAAUCAGAGAUUUCCUCCGAAACCGGGUGGCUCGCCAGAUCUGAAACAGAAACCAAGUGACCAAACCAUUUACGAGGGGAUAUCUGCCGACAGCACGAAACCACGCAAGGAGAAGAUUCUUUUGUCGGAACCAAAGUCUACAGUCGCUCGAUACGACCCGAAAUUGGGCGUGCAGUGCCCAGACAUCGAUUCGACCGGUCAAUUCGUGUAUCCUCCGGAUUGCAAGUUCUUCGUCGACUGUUGGAAGGGCAGAGCAUUCGUUCAGGCAUGCGCCCCCGGUACGCUUUUCAAUCCGGUCACAUUGGAGUGCGAUUUUCCGCACAAAGUCAAGUGUUACGGCGGCGAGGUCGCCGAUUUUCCAUCGAACGAACGCUUGGACUCGCCAGGUAGACGCGAGCCAUUGUUAUCUGGUUCUCAAAAUUUCCUGAAACACGAACAACUACAAACACUGCGAUGCCCAGUGAAUGUGACGGGUAUGUUGGCGCAUCCGUCGGAUUGCUUGAAAUAUUUGCAAUGCAACAACGGCGAGACGUUUAUCAGGAAUUGUCCCCCUGGAACGGUAUUCAACCCAGCCGUCAGUGGCUGCGAUUUUCCCUUUAACGUGAUAGGCUGUGAAGUUGAUUCAGACGUCUUCAAGAAGAACAAACCAACACCAAUGGUCAAUCAUGAACGUCAACCAGAGAUCGUGGUUGAAUGUCCUCUCAAUUCGGGAUUGUUUCCACAUCCGAAUACGUGCAGGAAGUUUGUUCGAUGCGUGAGUGGAAUCUCUUACAUCGUGGAUUGCGGUCCUGGGAGAGGCUUCGAUCCGAGAAUGUCCGUCUGCAAUUUGAUUCCUAAUGUAGUUGCAUGCAGAGAAGAUCUCGACAAAGCAGAUACCUUCGAGAAGGUGAUUCAAACACCUGUCAAUAAUCAACGUCAAACAGAGGUCAAGGUUAAAUGCCCUUCCGGUUAUUCGGGAUUCUUACCACAUCCGUCGGAUUGCACGAAAUUUUUGCAAUGCGAAAGAGGCGGGACAUUUAUCAUGAACUGUGCCCCCGCAACGGUGUUCAACCCAGCCAUCAGAGUCUGCGAUUGGCCCUACAAAGUUAGAGGCUGCGAAGAUACUUUCAAGAAGACUCUGACACCACUGAUCAAUAAUGGAGAUCAAACACUGAACAAGGUUAAAUGUCCACCCGGUCAUUCGGGAAAAUUACCACAUCCGGAUACGUGCAGGAAGUUCCUUCGAUGCAUGAAUGGAGUCCCUUACGUCGAGGAUUGCGGUCCUGGGAAAGCCUUCGAUCCAAAGAUGUCCGUCUGCGAUUGGCUUCCAAACGUACUUGCUUGCAGAGGAGAAAAGCAAACAACAACCACGUCUAGACCAUGGACGGGUGGUCCUGUCAGCUCGAGACCCUGGUGGGAAUAUGUUCAAUAUAAUCGAACAUCGUACAAUUAUUCCACGCCUGGCUUCUCACCGCCAGGUCACUCUAAUCGACCCACAACGACGACUAAUCGUCCAGAAACGGACUGGAAUUCGCUUCGACCAACUUGGAGGCCAAAUUGGCAACCACCUGCUCAGGGUACCUACGAUAGUCCUGAUGAUCAAGACUCGAACAAUCAAUGGCCACCAAACAAUCAGGGCCCAAAUAAUAAUCAUCACCAUCAUCACCAUCAGCAUCAUCAUUCUCACGGAUCUAACACGAACACCGAAACUCAGCAGCCUGCUUCUCCGUACGAUCAUCCUCAGCCUGAAAGACCCGACCAAGGAAUUCCAGAAGGAACUUGGAGUCCUAGACCAAAUCAUCACCAUCGCGAAAAGCCUCAUUCUUCUCCCGAUUACACGGAAGACUACGACGACGCUGGCCAACAGACUCAAGAGGCUCCUUUUGAUCAGUCGAAGGACCGGAGAGGCGUUCCUGGUGGAUUCGAUCAUUCUUGGAAUCACAAUGGCGGAAACGAAGGGAACUCGCCAACGAAUCGAUGGCCAGGACAAGAGUUUGCACCCAACAGGCAAGAAUACGGCAGAAAUGGUCCUGGAUUUUCGCAAGGAGUCAACCAACACGCAGAGACUGUACGAAACGAAACAAGAUGGACACAACCUAUAGCGACAGGAAGCAGCUGGAGUCAGCAAGGUCCAACGCGACCGCAGGAUCGACCAUGGGAUCAAGAGGAACCACCGUUUCCAUCGUACUACGUGCCACUGGUGAAACCAAUCGAUCACACGAAAAAAGGGAACCUGCCAACGCCGAUUUCUGGCCAGGUGAUUCGACUUAGGGGUGGUUCCGGGCCCCACGACGGCUACGUCGAAGUCCAAGGAAAGAACCCCGGUUGGGGAGUCGUCUGCGACUCGAGAAACGGCUGGACUUUGAAAGAGGCUCACGUUGUAUGCAAACAACUCGGCUACUCCAGGGGCGCCGAAAUGGCCUGGCAGGGAAGAAACAAUCGCAACGGGGUCCCGACCUGGAUCGCGGCGAAUUUUGUCUCGUGCCAAGGCAACGAGACUAGAUUCCAAUCGUGCAAAUUCACCCACGAGCCAGAGUGUCGAAUAGAGAGGGACGCCAUUGGCGUUAGGUGCACGCUGAAUCGCGUGGCGCAUUGUCGCGAUGACGAGAUACCUUACGAAGGGCAAUGUUAUCAUCUGGCGGACCCUGACAGUAGUUCGAGCCACCCGGAAGCGUUGAAUUAUUGUUCGAAUAGACAGGCACGACUUCUCGAUAUCACCAGCCAGGCGGAGAAUGAUUUCGUCUCCGAAUGGGUGUCGCAGGCUCACCCGGAAGUCGGUUCGAUCAUGACUUCCGGCGUCGGUUUCACCACCAUGAGUCGCACGUUUUGGCUCUGGGAAGACUCGUCUCGCGCCAAGUUUAAAUUCACGAAAUGGUGGCCAGGUUGGAUGGAAGACAAGAAACAUUCCCCGAUCGUGGGUUCUCGUCCCCUUUGCGUCGUGAUGAAACGCAAAUUUCCGUGUCACGACAGGCCAGAUUCAAUUUGCGUCGCAGAUUAUUUCUUCUGGGACACCGAGGACUGUGCCACCUCCACGAAAGGUCACUCUUAUAUCUGCGAGAGACCUUACGAUGACAUUGGUUGCAUUUACGGAAAAGGAAGCCAAUACGCGGGAAACGCAAACGUAACAUCGUCGGGGAAACAGUGUCUCUCGUGGGCCGACGAAAAAGUGCGACAUCCGCUCAUAGUCAACGUGGUUAAUAGAGAGGUCAGGGAAAAAUUGAAGGCUCACAAUUACUGCAGAAAUCCGAAUCCGAGUAGAGAGAUCAGGCCAUGGUGUUUCACGGGUCCAGCUGGAGAACGGGAAUAUUGCGACAUUCCACCUUGCGGCAACACCGGCUCUCAGAAAUCACCAUUGCCGGGCCAGUGCAAACCUAAACACUUCGAAUGCUUACCAGGAGAGUGCAUUCCUUCGCCGUGGGUGUGCGACGGAGAGGAGGAUUGCACAAACGGAGCAGACGAAAGGGCCUGUACGUCGCACAUGGAUCUUUUCCAAAAACAGUCCAAGCAAAAAUUGGAAGGCUACGACGUUGAAAAGUGGUUGAACACACCGUUAAAAACGUGUGCUCUCAGGUGCAAGGAGGCUGAUUUUACGUGUCGAUCCUUUGCACACAAGGCGUCAGGAAACAUUUGUCUUUUGAGCGAUAGCAACGUAGGGUUGACAGGAUCGUUGAAACCCAAUCGAGAGUUUGAUUAUUACGAGAUGAGGGAGAGGAGUAUAAAUUGCGAGGGCAAGUUCGUUUGCAACAAUGGAAAAUGCAUAAACCAAACUCAAGUUUGCAACGGCAAGAACGACUGCAACGAUCGCAGCGACGAGAGUAUCUGCACCGUGGAAAAUUUGGAUUACGAAAUUCGGCUGGCCGGUUCGGAAAAUAAAUACGAAGGCAGAGUCGAAGUUAAAAUAUUGGGUGUUUGGGGACAAGUUUGCGACGAUGGUUUCGGAAUGAUCGAUGCAGGCGUAAUAUGCAAGGAACUGGGUUUCGUUCUUGGUGCUUUGGAAGUCAGACCAGGCGGAUUCUAUGGCAAUAUGGACCCAUCCACGAGAUUUAUGGUCGACCAAUUGAGAUGUCGGGGCAACGAGACUUCUCUGCGCGAAUGUGAUUUCGAGGGUUGGGGAGUCCACAAUUGCCAACCGGAAGAAGCAGUGGGUGUUAUUUGUAAGACUGCAGUCGAUAGCUGUCAAGAAGGUCAUUGGAAAUGCGACAAAAGUCCCACGUGCAUUCCAACUGCAUUUAUAUGCGACGAGGUCGUCGAUUGCCCCGAUGGCUCCGACGAAAGUUCUGAACAUUGCGACGCGCCUUUCGAGUUACGUUUAGCGAACGGAAGCUCGCCUCUCGAAGGAAGAGUCGAGGUUCGCCAUCAUGGCAUUUGGGGUACGGUCUGCGACGAUGAUUUUUCGAACGCAGCGGCUACGGUCAUUUGUAGAUCAUUGGGAUACGGUGGACGAGCUACUGUAAAAAAAGAUGGCGCUUUUGGGUCCGGAGAGGGGCCUAUUUGGCUCGACGAAGUUUUCUGUCACGGGAACGAAACUCAGCUAUAUCGAUGCGGGCAUAAUCACUGGGGCAAACAUAAUUGCAAUCACGACGAGGACGUGGGUGUGAUUUGUACACCUGGAGAUGUUACCGAUUCCGAGCUGAACUGGGAGUCCCUGCCGGAUUUGCCACAGACGGACAUCAACGAUAUACUUCCGGCCAAUUGCGGCAGGCGAUUCAAAGACUUCAACGACGACGAGGAUCUUAUAUUCGAAAAGGUGGUGCACGGUUCCGUUGCACCGAAAGGCACCUACCCAUGGCAGGCCAGCAUUCGUGUAAGAGGACACAGCAGAUCGAGUCACUGGUGCGGUGCUGUGGUCCUUUCGCCCCUGCACGUGCUCACUGCAGCCCACUGCUUGGAAGGAUAUAACAAAGGGACUUACUUCGUUCGAGCUGGCGAUUACAACACGGAGAUAGACGAGGGGACAGAAGCGGAGGCCAACAUCGAGGACUAUUACAUACACGAAGACUUCCGUAAAGGUCAUCGAAUGAACAAUGACAUUGCCCUCGUGCUGCUGAAAGGACGAGGGAUCUUCCUGGGCAAGGACAUCAUGCCAAUUUGCUUGCCACCCGAAAAUGCAGAGUACCCGGAGGGCCUUAACUGCACCAUCAGUGGAUUUGGCAGUAUCGAGACUGGAAAGUCAACUCAUUCUAAGGAUCUGAGAUACGGUUGGAUACCAUUGUUGGACCAGUCGGUGUGUCGCGCUGAGCACAUUUACGGCGGGGGUGCAAUCAGCGACGGAAUGGUCUGCGCGGGGUACCUCGAUGAGGGUAUUGACACCUGCGACGGUGAUUCUGGCGGGCCAUUGGCGUGCUAUCACAAUGGAGCUUUCACGUUAUACGGAAUUACGAGUUGGGGUCAACAUUGUGGCGAAGCUAAUAAGCCAGGUGUCUACGUUCGAGUAUCUUAUUAUCGUCGUUGGAUCGAGCAGAAGAUAAGAGAAUCUCUAGCCGGGAGAUAAAGAGUUUAAUUAAAAAUCCGUAAAACUUCAACACGUGUUUGUUCAGGCAAUACCGAAUAGGUAUAAUAACCUUAAAUAUGCGUCGAUACUUAAAUUGUUUACUUACUCCUAUGUUGAUCGAUUAGAUUUAUGCGUAAUAGGUUUAAAAUUAAAUUCGAUUUUCAUUAUUCUACACGUAAGUUAUUAAUUCCGUAGCAAAUGAUUUUCAUUAUUUUACAGAAUCAUUUAAAGAUGUAUAGUAGUAUAGAGGACUGUGUGCAAUAUAUUCCUGUGUUAUACCCCACUUACGCGUUGUCUUCUUCAAUUUGUAAUCGUCCUAGAAUCUAAAGAAUAAAAAUUAUUGGAAUGGAUAGUUUUACGAGUCUAAAGAACACUUCUUGGAGAAACGUCCAUUAAUCUGUAGUUUAUUUCGUAAGACAUCAUCGUUUCUACAAUAAUUGUAAUUGCUGUCUUGUCGCUGUUACAUGAUUGAGCCUAUUUAUGUACAAUAGUCCCAACAUAUUCGAUUGGAUAGAUCAAAACCACGGAAACAGAAACCUCGACGUUCAUACAAUAAAAUCGACGCACGAACAACGAAAUUGAAAAAGAAAAGGAAAUAGGUUCAGGUGACUUACGCUACGAGAUUGCAAAAAUCGUGUAACAUUAUGAAAUCGUUGUACGCAAUCUGUUCAGGCGGAUCGAUCGACAGCUGGACCGACCGUAAACAAUUUUUCUUUUUUUUUUUCCACUUUAUAUGCAACGUUGGCAGUUUUUCUGUUUUAUAAAACGAUUUAUCGCUCGUUUUGCGAAUUAUCUCCUACGGUACGUUUCCUUACGAAGGAAAAUAAUAAUAUUAUAUUCAUCUGUCAUAGAAACAUACAAAAAUUGCCGAGUUUCAUAAUU
This is a messenger RNA of Colletes gigas, 6830 nucleotides long. RefSeq lists its product as uncharacterized. The transcript has 27 exons. NCBI's taxonomy places the organism in Eukaryota, Metazoa, Arthropoda, Insecta, Hymenoptera, Colletidae. The record is from RefSeq and is a predicted model, not a curated record. Gene Ontology annotation, cellular component: membrane; extracellular region. Bases 33 to 5948 code for a protein of 1971 amino acids. Gene Ontology annotation, biological process: proteolysis. Gene Ontology annotation, molecular function: chitin binding; serine-type endopeptidase activity; protein binding.